Mastomys coucha (southern multimammate mouse) is the source of this 1864-nucleotide messenger RNA. RefSeq names its product solute carrier family 30 member 4 (gene Slc30a4). NCBI's taxonomy places the organism in Eukaryota, Metazoa, Chordata, Mammalia, Rodentia, Muridae. Gene Ontology annotation, biological process: zinc ion transmembrane transport; response to zinc ion. The transcript is spliced from 7 exons. The coding region runs from base 86 to 1378 and encodes 430 amino acids. The record is from RefSeq and is a predicted model, not a curated record. Gene Ontology annotation, cellular component: plasma membrane. Gene Ontology annotation, molecular function: zinc ion transmembrane transporter activity.
CCCCAGGAUGGGCAGGGACGCGCCGUGCUGCCCCAAGGAGCCGGAGCGCCGGUGAAGGCGGAGUCGCCGGCCGUCCUCCGCUGCCAUGGCCGGCCCCGGCGCGUGGAAGCGCCUCAAAUCCCUGCUGAGGAAAGACGACACGCCGCUGUUCUUAAAUGACACCAGCGCCUUCGACUUCUCGGACGAGGCGAGCGACGAGGGGCUCUCGCGCUUUAAUAAACUUCGAGUCGUGGUGGCCGACGAUGAUUCGGAAGCCCCGGAAAGGCCUGUGAACGGGGCGCACCCGGCCCUCCAGGCUGACGAUGACUCCUUAUUGGACCAGGACUUACCUUUGACCAACAGUCAGCUGAGUUUGAAGAUGGACCCCUGUGACAACUGCAGCAAACGGCGCGAGUUGCUGAAGCAGAGGAAGGUGAAGACCAGGCUGACCAUCGCUGCUGUCCUCUACUUGCUUUUCAUGAUCGGAGAGCUUGUAGGUGGAUACAUGGCAAAUAGCUUAGCAAUUAUGACAGAUGCACUUCAUAUGCUAACUGACCUUAGUGCCAUCAUACUCACUCUUCUUGCUUUGUGGCUGUCCUCAAAGUCACCAACCAGAAGAUUCACCUUUGGAUUUCAUCGCCUAGAGGUUCUGUCGGCCAUGAUCAGUGUAAUGCUGGUGUAUGUACUUAUGGGAUUCCUCUUAUAUGAGGCUGUGCAGAGAACGAUCCAUAUGAACUAUGAAAUAAAUGGCGAUGUCAUGCUCAUCACUGCAGCUGUUGGAGUUGCAGUUAAUGUAAUAAUGGGGUUUCUGUUGAACCAGUCCGGUCACCACCAUUCUCACACUCAUUCCCACUCCCUGCCUUCAAAUUCCCCAAGCAUGGUAUCUAGUGGACACAACCAUGGGCAGGACAGCUUGGCAGUGAGAGCUGCAUUUGUACACGCCCUGGGGGAUUUGGUACAAAGUGUUGGUGUGCUUAUAGCUGCAUACAUCAUACGAUUCAAGCCAGAAUAUAAGAUUGCUGAUCCCAUCUGUACAUAUAUAUUUUCAUUACUUGUGGCUUUCACAACGUUUCGCAUCAUAUGGGACACAGUAGUGAUAAUCCUGGAAGGUGUACCAAGCCAUUUGAAUGUAGAUUAUAUCAAAGAGUCAUUGAUGAAAAUAGAAGAUGUAUAUUCUGUGGAAGAUUUGAAUAUCUGGUCUCUCACUUCUGGAAAAUCCACUGCCAUAGUUCACAUGCAGCUAAUUCCUGGAAGUUCAUCUAAAUGGGAAGAAGUACAGUCCAAAGCUAAGCAUUUAUUACUGAACACGUUUGGCAUGUACAAAUGCACUAUUCAGCUCCAGAGUUACAGACAAGAAGUGAUCAGAACUUGUGCAAAUUGUCAGAGUUCCAGUACCUGAUUGUAUGUCCUCGGGAUCUACAACCUUGUUUAUCCUGCAGUACAGACUUGAGAGCAAUAAAUACAAACCUAAUGGAGCCCCUGACAGCUGUGUCCAUGUCAAGCACCAGUCUCCCCAAGACAGACUCCGCUCUGACUGAUAUUUGCAUGAUUUUCAGACAAAGAAGUUCCAAAGUACUGUUUACAGAAUGAGCUGUAAUGCUGCAGAUACCUCAUUAGAAGACAAUCCAAGACCAGACUUCAUUAAUUUGACAGAGUACGCAACAUGUACAGGAAGACUCAGAAGUCAGUAUUUGCAUCUAAAAACUACUUUUUUCAGCCUUUUAUAUGAAGUCAGUGCUAGCAAACUCAGUGUUGAACUAUUUGGGAUUUUUGUCUCUGUGUAAUCUUGGCAUCCAGUUUCUGGAAUUGUGUUCUUUUUUUAUAAAAAUUAGCCCUCAGCAGAUUUCAGAAAGUAAUUAUACCCAGAAAAUGGAAUAAGCAUGUA